Trichoderma gamsii is the source of this 798-nucleotide messenger RNA. RefSeq lists its product as hypothetical. Gene Ontology annotation, biological process: cilium assembly. Bases 1 to 798 code for a protein of 265 amino acids. Lineage: Eukaryota; Fungi; Ascomycota; Sordariomycetes; Hypocreales; Hypocreaceae. The transcript has a single exon. The record is from RefSeq and is a predicted model, not a curated record.
AUGACGACCGUAUCAUUAAGCCGACACGACAUCAAUGUGCUCGAGAAGAUCAAAGACCCCGAGUCCAAUCCGGCCGCGGGCGUCAUUAUUGACUCUGCGCUGCCUCGCGACCCCCAUGUCGUCGACCACAGCGUCUAUGAGAGAGUGAUGGAGAGGGAGCGCACCAUCAUCCGCACUCUCCAAGUCAUCGAGACGCAGCUCAUCAGCUUCCAGAGCGAAGAGGACACAGACAAGGCCAUCGAGGGCUACAAGACCUGCGUGUCAGAUUUUGGCAAUCUCAUUUCAGAUUAUCCUCUAUACGCUAGCGCAAGAAACAACCGCGCGCAAAUCAUGCGCAGGCUGUACGGAGACGCCAUGCUGCUGAACUAUACAUCGACCAUGCCACUGCCGUUGAUCCCUCAGCCAGAACAAGCUGAGAAGAGAAAGUCAGCCUUGGAAACAUUGGAGGAUAUGGACACUGCAAUCCGGCUGCUCACGCCCCCAUUGCCAUCGACCCCCAUGUCUGCGCAGGCAGCCCGGACGUUGUCCAUGGCACAUACGCAACGAGCAGCCAUCUACCUAAGAACGGCCAAGCUCUUAUCAGACCGCCAGCUGGAUAUCGAUGACAGCCGCCCAGAAGCCUCCUGGUCCCGCGUGGACUUUGAGGAAGCCGCCUCAAGAGACUUAGCUCUCGGCGGCAGAUAUGGAAACCAGAUUGCAAAAGCUCUGGCCGUCAGUGUCAACCCAACAGCCAAGCUCUGCGGGCAAAUAGUUCGAGAAGCGAUGCAGAAGGAGUAUGGCCCUGAAUUUGAGAUGUGA